Messenger RNA from Macaca mulatta (Rhesus monkey), 1500 nucleotides. The record is from RefSeq and is a predicted model, not a curated record. Lineage: Eukaryota; Metazoa; Chordata; Mammalia; Primates; Cercopithecidae.
UCGCGCUUGCGCUCCUGGCUCUGUGGCAUCUCGCGGGCCUUCACUAAGAUAGCGCUGUGUGCAGUGGCUGAAAGUCACGGGCCUGUUUGUCUUUGUGGUGCUGUGCUCUAUUUUGUUCAGCCUGUAUCCGGAUCAAGGAAAGCUCUGGCAGCUGUUGGCCUUGUCGCCGCUGGAGAACUACUCCGUGAACCUCAGCAGCCACGGGGACUCCACGCUGCUGCAGGUGGACCUGGCCGGGGCCCUCGUGGCCGGCGGGCCCAGUCGUUCUGGGAGGGAAGAGCGCCUCCUGGUGGAGCUGACCCAGGCCGACACUUCGGGCUCCAGGUGGCGGCGGCCACAGCAGGUUAUGCUGGUCACUCACAACUGGACGGUGUAUUUAAAUCCGAGGAGAAGCGAGCGCUCCGUGAUGAGCAGGACCUUUGAGGUACUGGGCAGAGAGACGGUGUCCAUCAGCAUCCGGGCCUCCCUCCAGCAGACCCAGGCUGUCCCUCUUUUGAUGGCUUAUCAGUACCUCCACGCGAGUGUAGAAGCCCAAGUGACCAUCGCCACGGCCAUCCUCGCGGGCGUCUACGCGUUGAUCAUAUUCGAGAUCGUGCACAGAACGCUGGCGGCCAUGCUGGGUUCCCUGGCGGCGCUGGCAGCGCUGGCUGUGAUUGGCGACAGACCCAGCCUGACCCAUGUGGUGGAGUGGAUUGAUUUUGAGACGCUGGCCCUGCUGUUUGGCAUGAUGAUCUUAGUAGCCAUAUUUUCAGAAACGGGAUUUUUCGAUUACUGUGCUGUAAAGGCAUACCGGCUCUCCCGGGGACGGGUGUGGGCCAUGAUCAUCAUGCUGUGUCUCAUCGCGGCCGUCCUCUCUGCCUUCUUGGACAACGUCACCACCAUGCUCCUCUUCACGCCUGUGACCAUAAGGUUGUGUGAGGUGCUCAACCUCGAUCCCAGACAAGUCCUGAUCGCAGAAGUGAUCUUCACAAACAUUGGAGGAGCUGCCACUGCCAUCGGGGACCCUCCAAAUGUCAUUAUUGUUUCCAACCAGGAGCUGAGGAAGAUGGUACGUACCAGCAUGCUAGGGUUGCUUCCAACAAACGCAUACCUCCACUUACUUAGCGCUCUACCCCACGUGGACGCCUUUGUUAGAAAUGAAGAUCAUCACGCCACCUCUUCAUAGUAAGUGCUACUGGGCAUCUCAAGAGUGGGAUGUUCGGUGACUGGUCCUUCAAUCCUAGAGUUAACUGGCUUGAAUUGACUUCAUACUCAUUCUGGUCAGUUUUUAAAGAAAUGACUGGAUAGCAUGAUAUAGUUAGUCAUGGUAUGUUAUAUUAAUUUUAUUAAUAGGAACUGAGGUUUCUUCCAACUUACAUUAUAAACAAAAUGACCUGUCCCCUCUCACUAGAGAUACGGGAUUCCCUUCUUAACUGUGGUGGAUUAAUUUACUGAUAAAGGACUUAAAAUUUAUUUUUUAAGGGUCAGAAAUGAAUGUCUUUAGAAAUAAAUUCUUUGAAA